Neopelma chrysocephalum (saffron-crested tyrant-manakin) is the source of this 4212-nucleotide messenger RNA. RefSeq names its product SCY1 like pseudokinase 2 (gene SCYL2). Gene Ontology annotation, molecular function: ATP binding; protein kinase activity. Bases 142 to 2943 code for a protein of 933 amino acids. Gene Ontology annotation, biological process: protein phosphorylation. Lineage: Eukaryota; Metazoa; Chordata; Aves; Passeriformes; Pipridae. The transcript has 19 exons. The record is from RefSeq and is a predicted model, not a curated record.
CUGCAGCGGGACGGGGCCGGAACGAGAGACGGAGCCGGCGUGACAGGCGGCCGGCCGGGCCCACAGGGCGACGGGCAGCCGGGCGCUGUGCUGGCAGCUUCCCGCGGGCUCAGGGUAAUACAUUGGUGCACAGUUGAAACCAUGGAGUCCAUGCUGAAUAAAUUGAAGAGUACCGUUACAAAGGUAACGGCUGAUGUCACCAGUGCGGUCAUGGGAAACCCUGUUACCAGGGAAUUUGAUGUGGGCCGUCAUAUUGCCAGUGGAGGUAACGGUCUUGCAUGGAAGAUAUUUAAUGGAACUAAAAAAUCAACAAAACAGGAAGUGGCUGUUUUUGUCUUUGAUAAGAAGCUAAUAGACAAGUAUCAAAAAUUUGAAAAAGAUCAGAUUAUUGACUCUUUAAAACGAGGUGUUCAACAGCUAACCAGGCUUCGACACCCUCGACUACUUACUGUUCAACAUCCAUUGGAAGAAUCUAGGGAUUGCUUGGCAUUUUGUACAGAACCAGUCUGUGCAAGUUUAGCUAAUGUUCUUGGCAACUGGGACAACCUACCUUCUCCUUUACCAUCUGAUAUUAAAGAAUACAAACUUUAUGAUGUGGAGACCAAAUAUGGUUUGCUUCAGGUUUCUGAAGGCUUGUCAUUUUUGCAUAGUAGUGUGAAAAUGGUCCAUGGAAAUAUUACUCCUGAAAACAUAAUUUUGAAUAAGAGUGGAGCAUGGAAAAUUAUGGGCUUUGAUUUUUGCAUCCAGUCAACAAAUCCAUCUGAACAGGAGCCAAAGUUCCCUUGUAAGGAAUGGGAUCCAAAUUUGCCAUCCUUGUGUCUUCCAAAUCCUGAGUAUCUGGCACCAGAAUAUAUUUUGUCUGUGAGCUGUGAGACAGCUAGUGAUAUGUACUCUCUGGGAGCUGUUAUGUAUGCAGUGUUUAAUAAAGGGAAACCAAUUUUUGAGGUCAACAAGCAAGAUAUUUAUAAGAGCUUUAGUAGACAGCUGGAUCAGCUGAGCCGUUUAAGCUCCAGUACUCUUCAGAAUAUACCAGAGGAGGUGCGUGAACAUGUAAAGCUACUCUUAAAUGUAGCUCCAGCAGUCAGACCAGACGCAGAUCAAAUGACUAAGAUACCAUUCUUCGAUGAUGUAGGAGCAAUGACACUUCAAUAUUUUGAUUCAUUAUUUCAAAGGGAUAACCUGCAGAAAUCACAGUUUUUUAAAGGACUACCAAAGGUUCUGCCAAAACUACCUAAGCGUGUUAUAAUUCAGCGAAUUUUGCCUUGCUUGACUUCUGAAUUUGUGAAUCCUGAUAUGGUACCCUUCGUCUUGCCUAACGUUCUCUUAAUUGCUGAGGAAUGUACCAAAGAGGAAUAUAUCAGGCUCAUACUGCCUGAUCUUGGUCCUGUUUUUAAGCAGCAAGAACCAAUCCAGGCAAGCAACAUGAUAUUGUUAAUCUUCCUGCAAAAAAUGGACUUACUUCUAACCAAAACUCCACCAGAUGAAAUAAAGAACAGCGUUCUACCAAUGGUUUAUAGAGCUUUGGAAGCACCUUCAAUUCAGAUCCAGGAGCUUUGCCUAAACAUAAUUCCCACAUUUGCCAAUUUAAUAGAUUACCCAUCAAUGAAAAAUUCAUUAAUUCCAAGAAUUAAAAAUGCAUGUUUGCAGACUUCUUCUCUUGCUGUCCGGGUAAACUCACUAGUGUGCUUAGGCAAGAUUUUGGAGUACUUGGAUAAAUGGUUUGUGCUUGAUGAUAUUUUACCUUUUCUACAACAAAUUCCAUCAAAGGAACCUGCAGUGCUCAUGGGAAUUCUAGGUAUUUACAAAUGUACAUUUACUCACAAGAAGUUGGGAAUUACCAAAGAACAGCUUGCAGGAAAAGUAUUGCCCCAUCUGAUUCCUCUUAGUAUCGAGAACAAUCUUAAUCUCAAUCAGUUCAAUUCUUUUAUUUGUGUUAUAAAAGAUAUGCUUAACAGAUUGGAGGCAGAACAUAAAACAAAACUGGAGCAACUUCAUGUCAUGCAAGAGCAACAGAAAUCUUUGGAUAUAGCUAACCAAAUGAGUGUGUCUGAAGAGGCAAGAUCUAGUGGUACAAGCAAUCAGAUUGACAAAGUAUUUAAUAGUAGUGGAACUGACCUUCUAACUAGUGGAUCUGAUAGUAAAGAGAAUGAGAUGUCAUCAAUACAGAAGAAGGCAUCGCUUACACUGGAAGAGAAGCAGAAGUUAGCUAAAGAACAAGAACAGGCACAGAAACUGAAAAGCCAGCAACCUCUUAAGCCACAAGCAACUGCAAUAACACCUCCAGUGAAGCAGACAAAAGACUUGACAGAUACCUUGAUAGAUAAUAUGUCAUCUUUGACUAGCCAUCCUAUCAACAAAGCUCAACUUGCAUCUGCAAACAACUUCUCUUCUGUUCCUUCUAUGGGUGUUGGAAUGGGAUUUUCAUCACCUGUUGACAACACAAAGCGAAAUAUGACAAAUGGACUAAAUACAAAUAUGGGUUUUCAGACUGCUGGAUUCACUAUGGGAGCAGGUCUCGCCACUCCGAAUUUCUUCAGUGGUCCAAGUGCAACAGGAGCAACCAAGAUGAACAUUGUACCAACUGCCAGUAUGCCAAAUUACAGUCCUAUGAAUGCUGCAUCUGCAGUCUCUCCACUGACACAACAAAACAGACCCCCAGAUAUGUCUGCUUUAGAUAAUCUUUUUGGUCCUCAAAAACCCAAAGUUAGCAUGAAACAGUUGGCUCAACAGAAAUCAAGCCAGUGGGUUAAUCAGUUUGUACCACCACCAGGGUCCCCGAAUGCAAGCAGUUCAGUCUUGGGACCUCAGAUGAACGUGAUGGGACAGCCUGGCUUCGGUAUACAGGGUAAUCCUUUCUUUUCUCCUCAGAACUUUGCACAGCCAGCAAACACAAUGACAAACAGCAGCUCAGCUAGUAAUGACUUAAAAGAUCUUUUCGGAUAAAAUGUUUUGUUUUCUUCUUUCAAAGACUGAUGAAAUUUGGAUCAUGGGUAAGCUGAUUAACAUCUUUUUUUGAUUAGUAAAAGCACGAUUCGGGGAAACUUUCAGCCCAGCAAAGACUUCUGCACUGGAAAAAAGGCUGAUGUUGCAUUCAGCUGUACUGCAGUGGAAUUGUGCAAGUGCAAAGUAAUCUUACAUGCUAAAGAUUUCCUGUCUCUUUACCGAAAAUGAGAAUGAUGAAUGUAGGAUGUAUAUAUACAACUGAAAAAGAAGUAUAUCAGAAUUGUUCAGAGGUGUACUCAAUCAACUCCUAUGAAGUUUCAUACAAAAUUUUGUUUCUUAGGCUCACCAAAAAUGCUUAGGGUAUAAUGAUUCUAGUGAAUGCAACCCUCCACAAUUAUUCGUGUUGCCUGAAUUUGGCACAAACUGUCAUUUUGCCAUAUGACAGUUUGAAAAAAGGAAAUUCUUAUGCUGGCCCAAAAAGUUCAAUAGCCAUGUUAUGUAGAAAGAGCUCUAAACAAUAACUCUGAAAGAGGCUAAGAGAGCAUAUUUUGACCUUCUUUUCUAUCUAUAUAGGAUAAUUAUAAUUAAUAUGGUAGUAAACUACAACAAGAUUCAUCAGGCAUAAGAAGUUGUUUUAAAAUUUUGUACAAGUUUGGGACAGGGUAAGAACACUGCUUCAAAGGUCAUGCUUGUUUACAAUCUCUUUUAUAAUGCCAGAUCCUUGUUACAAGCCCCACAGCAAAAGCAACGUACCACUUAAGCAGGAUUUUAAAAUACAUGUGGUGACUUCAUCACAUUUAUUAUAUAUUUCGGUGUUUUGGCUUAUUGGAUACUGCUUCUAACUGAUGUGUAAAAAAGAAUAAUGGUAGAUAUGAAACCUCACAAAAUGAAUGUUCUCUGUAAAAUUCACAUGCUGACUGCCACAACUGUGUAACUAAACAGUUCUGUGUAACCAAACACACAUUAUAUAGUUACACAGAAAUAUCUUGAAUUAAUCCAUUAUUUUUGGCUCAAUUGAGAAGAUGGAAAAGGAUUGCCUUGUACAAGUUGCACAUGGUUUUGUGAAAAAGCAGACUGCCGUAAAUUGCCUUGACGAGAAUGAACUAUUUAAUUUUGUUUUAACUCAAGUCGUUAUGAAGGAUAGAUUGACAUAAAGUGAGUUCUCAAAUAUGGAUUUGUAAGCUCUAGAAUAUAUGGUAAAUACACAGGUAUUUCAGAUCCUUUUUACUGUAUUGCUCUAAAGUCAAUAAAGCUCUCCAGAAAUCCAAA